AUGGCGACGAACACGGUGAGGGUGGUGCUGCUCUGCGCGAGCCUGAUAUUCAUACAGCAAGCAAGCGCCGAGCUCCGAGGGCGGUGUCCGGCGGAGAACGCCGCGUGCCCGCCGCGGGCGAGCCCCUGCGGCUCCGACGACGACUGCGGGGAACAGAUCUGCUGCAACACCUCCUGCGGAAAGACUUGCGUGGAACCGCUUCAUACUGGUUGUGAAAAUAUAAAACUAUCAUCGGAGCGGAUAUCUCGGGCCUUAGCAGCCGAGAAAAAUCGCGGAGGACGCGGUGUGGUGAGCUCUCUGAGGUCGCCGAGAUGUAGAGUCUCUGAUGGCGAAUUUGAACAAAUCCAAUGCGAUAACGAGAUAGUAAGCUCUUGUUGGUGUGUGGACCCUACAGGAUUUGAGAUCCCUGGCACUCGAGCUCCAGCAGCCAGUCUUGUAAACUGCACGAGAAUAUCUGCUUGUGCUGCUCAUACUUGCCGAAUGCUCUGCCCGCUAGGCUUCGAGCUCGACAGUCGCGGCUGUCCCUUGUGCAAGUGCAGGGACCCUUGCUCCGGCGUCACGUGCCCGGGACAGUUGUCCUGUCAGCUCGAGGAGAUACCGUGCUUGAGGUCGCCAUGCCCACCUGUGCCUACGUGUAAAAGAGGACGAAGUCUUCAUAAUAUAUGCCCAGUUGGUGAACCACUUCUAAUAUCGGAAACGAGUCGACCGUUCCUGUGCGGGACUGACCCUGGGAAACCAAACUGCCCCCCGCUGUACAGAUGUCUAGUCGACUCAGGAAAUGACUACGGCGUCUGCUGCCCCGCGUCUCUCGAGCUGCAAAAAGCCGGUACUUGCCCAGCGCCAUCGACAUCUACUACAUCAGAUCUCGACUGCGGGACGCCGUGCGCUCACGACUUGGAAUGCCCGUCGAUGCUUAAGUGCUGCGAUGGCGGCGAGUGUGGGAAACACUGCACGCUGCCCCAUAACGUGACCAUGUGUACGCAACAGAAGAUGUUAGCGGAGCUACUGGUGGUUAGUGAGAAAGAAGGCAGAGGAUAUGUACCGCAAUGUGCUGGCGAUGGGUCUUUUGAGUACAAGCAGUGUUCUAGGAAUGGCUUGGUUUGUUGGUGCGUAGAUACCGAUGGAAAUAAACUCCGAGGCUCAAUGGGUCCCGCAGCAUCAGUCCGGUGCUCCUUGGCGCGACCCACCAGGUCCGGCGCCAGGAGCCUCGAUGCUUGUGCCAGGGCCCUGUGCGCGGGCGUCUGCGAGUAUGGCUAUAAGAUAGGAAACGAUGGGUGUCCAACUUGUGAGUGCGACGACCCCUGCGCCGGCUUCCCCUGCGAGGACGGAGAGGAGUGCGUGCGAGUUAAAGAUUCAGACUGCUCCGGGGAGCUGUGUACGGGUUAUCCUGUUUGUCGGCCAAAAAUCUCGUACGACAAUCCAUGUGAAGAAGGAGUCCCGGCGACUGACGAUGAUGGCUCGGUUAUGAGCUGCGACUCAUCCCAGCAGUGCCCGCCCGCGCAUGCGUGCACGCGCGCGCGCCGCACUAGCGCCGGCCUGUGCUGCCCCGACACCGGCUAUGCGGACAAUUCCACGGAAACUGAAUCGACGGAGAUAACUUUUGAAUCGUGCGGAACUGAGGUGGAAUCGGUGUGCAAUAUGAACUCAACCGCGGCGUGUCCCGAGGGCGAGUGCGAGGAUGGGCAGGUGUGCUGCGCUGCCAGCUGCGGGCCCAUCUGCGUCGACGCCGACAAGCUGCGCCUGCAGGCCGACCGGGUCGACGAUACCCCUACCAUGUGUGAAUAUCUCAGAGAUUUCGACGAAAAGAUGGAAGGUACUGUUGAUGGCAUGAAGCUAGCGCUGCCGGCGCCAUCUUGUAACCCUGACGGAUCCUUCACUUCGCAGCAAUGUGCCAACGGGCGAUGUUGGUGCGUCGAUUCAUUCGGCACUGAAAUACCUGACACAAGCACUAAUGAAACUGCUUUGGAUUGUGAUAAACUGAGGUCCCAGCUGUCCUGCCUAGAGCUGACCUGCCGCAUGGGCUGCGACUACGGAUUCGAGCUGGGCGCCGGCCGCUGCCCCACGUGCAAGUGCCGCGACCCCUGCGCCGGCGUGGCGUGCCCUGCCGGCCGCGCCUGCGCGCUCGUCGACGUCGCCUGCGACGCGGACUACUGUCCGCCUGUGCCUGCUUGUCUCCCGCACAAGACAGGGCAGUGCCCGUACCUGGUGCCGUGGACGGGCGCGUGCGAGUGGGCGUGCCGCAGCGACGCAGAGUGCGGCGCGCGUCGGCGCUGCUGCGCCACCGGUUGCGGCACCGCCUGCGCCGACGCCGUGCACCAGACCGCCUGCCAACAGCGCAGAGCUCUAGCACUACAUACAGCUGCAGAAAGUGGAAAUCCCCCAUCGUGGACGUGGGUUCCCAACUGCAAGGAAGAUGGCACUUACGACAACAUUCAAUGCCGCGGCUCCAAUAAAGUUUGUUGGUGUGUAGACACAGCUGGCAAUGAGAUACCUGGAACAAGAACAACGAAUUCUACACCAACUUGCGAUGCGCCAUCUCCAUGUCCAACCCCUGAUUGUGACGAACAGAUUUGUCCCCAUGGACCAGAACUAGAUGAUAAGGGCUGUCCCACUUGCUCUUGUAGAGACCCUUGUGCAGAGGCAAAAUGUAGAGAAGAUGAGACUUGUGAGCUUGUACCAUUGGAAUGCGAGGGCACGCAGGGCGAGGCGUGUCCGCCGCUGGCGCGCUGCUCGCCGGCGCCGCAGUGCCCGGUGGGGGCGCCGCUGCCGGCGCCGGGGGGCGGCGCCCUGCGCUGCGGUCCGCGCGCCGCCGCCUGUCCCUCCACACACGCCUGCCGCUUCGCUCCGCACGACUCCGCGCCCUCCGUCUGCUGUCCUAAACCUAGAACAGUCUGCUUUGAGAGCAAAGACGAAGGCGUAUGCGCGAAUGGCGAAGGUCUGAACGUGACGCGCUGGUACUUCAACCACGAGCGCAACAGGUGCGAGCGCUUCCGCUACCACGCCUGCUCCGGCAACCACAACAACUUCCGCACCAAGGAGGAGUGCAACGCUGUGUGUCCCGUGUUGAGUCCAUGCGAGAGACUGCGCGAGAAGAACGAAGCCGCAGCGCUAAAAUACGGCAAAGGGACGUUCGUGCCCAAGUGCGACGCGAGCGGCGCCUGGGAGCCCGUCCAGUGCAUGUCGCAUAUUGAUGUAUGUUGGUGUGUGAGUUCUCGCGGAGAGCCGCAAAAGGGCUCGCUAGUGCGUGGCGCCAGGCCCACCUGUAACUUCAGACAGGCGCGUAAGUGGGUGAGGCGCGACCCGCUAGAUGAAAAGGCAAGAGCCGACGAAGUACUAGAAGAGCUUAUUCGACAAAUGACAGCAUAUAGGAUAGAAGAUUUCGAAGAAGAUUUUGAUAGCAUCGAAUUAGAGCCUGAACAUCGCGCUGGGGACGCCCCGGUCUCCACUGAGAUAUCCUCCAACGAAGAUAGUUCAGUGCUUGCUGAAGUGAUCGAGCCGAGGUUAGUCGAAACUACGAGAAGAAAGACCAUACCAGUGGAAGUGACGCAGAGAACCGACUUCAAAACUAAAUGUCAGAUGAUGCAAGAAGAAAGUGAUAAUGGAGGUGACGGUUACCGGCCGCGAUGCUCGCCGGAUGGCUCGUUCUCGCCGCGGCAGUGCGGACGCGCGCGCUGCUGGUGCGUGGACGCGGCGGGGCAGGCGCGGCCUGCCGCCGCGCUGCGCGGGGAAUGUGAGGUCACCCACAUAGAGUCAGCACUUCUCGAGCUAGAGCUAAUAGGUGUUGAAGAAGCAGUAGGAGAGAAAGCAAAAGCCAUACUGACUUCUCGUCUGUCCGCACUCGGCGCAACAGUGCCGGUUACUGUGAGCAACGACCAUGGGGUUGUUAGACUACGCGCUAUGCUGUCUGGACCUAGAGCUGCAGAUUUGGUUUAUCAUCUUGAAACACAGGUGAAGAAUGAGAAACUGUCUGGCGCGAGGAAGUCGGACGAGGGAGUGCUGGGAGCUGACGUCAUCCGCAGCGAAUACCGCCUCGCCGCGCCCGCGCCCGCCGUGCACAGGGAGAUCGUUAGCGAGUCUACUGUAUCAGCGGCCACAUCUUACCACACAGCACUGAUCGUGCUGGCAGCCACCUCCGCCUUUAUUAUCAGCGUACUGUGUGUGCUGGUGAUGUUGUACCGCGCUCGGCUACAGAGAGAGCCUCACAAGGCCGAGCGGUUCCUCCCCGCAGCUCCUCCUGUCUACGUUCUCUCUGCUGACGAGAAGGCGGAACUGGCGAGGGUCCUGCACGCUCCACCUGCGCCAGUACCACCUGUUGAUGACCAUACGAGAGUG
Molecule: messenger RNA, 4332 nt
Organism: Brenthis ino (lesser marbled fritillary)
Lineage: Eukaryota; Metazoa; Arthropoda; Insecta; Lepidoptera; Nymphalidae
Source: the annotation of a GenBank genome assembly